Messenger RNA from Pygocentrus nattereri (red-bellied piranha), 3501 nucleotides. It is a transcript of the gene marveld2a, whose product is annotated as MARVEL domain containing 2a. The record is from RefSeq and is a predicted model, not a curated record. The transcript is spliced from 8 exons. Lineage: Eukaryota; Metazoa; Chordata; Actinopteri; Characiformes; Serrasalmidae. Gene Ontology annotation, cellular component: bicellular tight junction; apical plasma membrane; cytoplasmic vesicle. The coding region runs from base 1204 to 2895 and encodes 563 amino acids. Gene Ontology annotation, biological process: bicellular tight junction assembly.
GUUUCAGUCUCUGACGUCACAGUCAGGGAUAGGCUGGUCACGUGGUGUGAAUUUCCAGACCGCUGGCUUCAGGAGAAAAAAUGAACAGAGGCGUAGCUAAACAAUUUGGCUUGAGAAAGGAAAGGUCACUGCGUUAAUGAAUGGCCAGGCAAGGUAUGCCCAAUGAACUGCAAGCCAAUGUAAAUUCUGCUUAACUAAGGAAAAAGAGGUCAAUAACCUAUGUCUUUAAACUCUUGCCACUGAAAUAGCUAAACUAAAGACUCCUCAGAUCUGACAUAACUUGUAUGGGCUUGUUCUAUCCGCUGUCUUGGCAGAUUAACAUUUUUCUAGAUUCUGCCUACCUAGAAGAACUUUGGGUUGUGGCAUUUUCCUCUGUAAGCUUGGAAUCAACAGCUUGUUUCUCUGUGAGAGACCUGUGGGGUUUGGUUACAGUAGUAUCAAAGAUCUCUUCGUGUUACAGACCUUGACAGCCUGUCCUGGAGAGCAACUGUGUCUGGUAUAGGCCUAUUGUCUUACAGCUGGUCCUCAGAUCUCAUUCCUUUACAUUCAUCACAUUCUGUAUAGAUUAACUUAAAAAUAUAUGAGGUUUAUUUCAUUUGGUGUGUUUUUUUUUCUAACUAGAUUCUCUUAUGCUGCCUUCAUGUGGUGUCAGAACAUUUAUAAUAUUAUGAACUUCUGAAUGGGGAAGUCCUGAUAAAUACAAACAUGAAGUACCUUUUCAAAAUGAUUUUUUAACUUCCUAUCAGUUAAACACUGAACAAAUGAUCAUGUUUUGGCAAAUGGAAAAUAGAAGCUCCUGAGGAGCAUGUGAAGGCAGUAUUGGGCUCCAUCGCUUUCAAAACAUCCUGGUAUCAUGGGCUGGAUUUAUUGCUAACUAAUCCAAUGAUCUCUUCCAUGGUGAACUUUGUUUUCUCAGUAUGUCUCUGCUUGCUUCCUUAUGGUGUCUAAAGCUUGUUGACUGCCUAUCUUUACUAAGGCUUUGGAAAUUUUGGAAAAAUAAUGUUGUAAUACAACACAGUGCAAUAUUGACACUUUUGUACACUUUCACAGGGCUUAAAAUAUGUACUGAUUUGCGCUGCAGAUGUGCUAUUUUAUAAAAACGGUUUUUAAAAGGCAAAUAUUUUCCCUGUUGUAAAAGUAAUGAGUGACUAUUGUGUCAUUUUAUUCUGAUUUCACGUCUGUCCAGGGCAAACUCUAUUCCCCAUGUCCUCAGGAAGGGGCUCUCCCGGGCGCUUUGAGCGUGACGGAAACGCAGCCUACUAUGAUGAAGUGCCUCCAGGCUCCUUACACAGGAUUGAGGGCCUCAAUGGUUUAAGGCUUCAGAGAUCAUCAGACCUGGCUCUGAGCUCAAACCCUCUUCCACCUCCUCCUCUACCAGACCAGCCUCCUAUUGGGCCUGAGUUUGACCCAAGUGAGAGUGAAGACAACGAGGAACCAGCCGUUGACAUCAAACCUGUCCAUCGGUUCAUCCCAGACUCCUGGAAGAACUUCUUUCGUGGAAGCAACAGGAGCAGCAAGAGUUCAAUGCCUGCAUCCAAUAAUUACAACACCACCACUGAGGGUGUCCGGUGCUCUCCUCCUCACUCACCCUCUGUCCCAGGCUCAUACAGAGAUCAGUAUGGGGGCUCUGGUGGCAGCUAUAACUCUCGCAAGGAACGAGAGGCUAUGCUAUUAGGAGACCAUAUAGACUCAGUAGAUGGUCGCACUGCACACACUGCUAUGACCUAUAGUGAGAGAGUUGAGGAAUACCACCAGCGUUACGCUUACAUGAAGUCUUGGGCAGGACUCCUGAGGAUUCUCGGUUGUGUUGAGCUGCUGUUAGGGGCAGCAGUUUUUGCCUGUGUGUGUGCAUACAUUCACAAAGACAAUGAGUGGUAUAACAUGUUCGGAUACUCGCAGCCACAGAUGUAUGGUGGAUAUGGUGGUGUUUAUGGCUAUGGAGACACUUAUUACACUGGGCCAAAGACACCAUUUGUUCUUGUUGUGGCUGGUCUGGCAUGGAUAGUGACUGUUAUCAUGCUAGUUCUAGGCAUGACCAUGUACUAUCGUGAAAUUCUUUUAGACUCAAAUUGGUGGCCUUUAACUGAAUUUACAAUCAACCUAGUUCUUGCUGUACUUUACAUGGCUGCUGGCAUUGUGUAUGUAAGAGACACAACACGUGGCGGACUUUGCUAUUACCCUGUCUUCAGUAAUGGCAUCAAUGCAGCUUUCUGUCGCACUGAGGCAGGGCAGACAGCAGCUAUCAUUUUCCUUUUUGUGGCUAUGCUGGUGUACCUGAUAGGAGCUAUUGUGUGCCUAAAGCUGUGGAGGCAUGAGGCUGCACGGCGCUACAGAGAGAAAUAUGGCCAUGAGAUGCAGCCAUCAGACUUAACAGCAAUUCAGUAUUCGACAGUGGUUGGACCUAGGGCUCCUGAGCCAGUGGUCAUCUCCUCUGCAGCACCAGCUGAGAAUGCACAUUCAGCAGGCCCCACAUCUUCCAAGCCCAAACUGGUUAAAGGGCCUAUUCCAUCCGGAUACAUUCCUAAACCUGUGAUUGUGCCAGAUUACCUAUCUAAAUACCCAGCCAUUCGAACAGAUGAAGAGCGGGACCAGUAUAAGGCUGUUUUUAAUGAUCAGUACUCUGAAUAUAAAGAACUGCAUUCAGAAGUUAGUGCAGUGCUGAAAAAGUUUGAUGAAAUGGAUAGCAUGAUGCGCCAGUUACCUCAACAUCCCUCUAAUCAGAUGGAAACUGACCGCAUAAACCGGAUACUUCAGGAUUACAAGCGUAAGAAAAACGAUCCUUCAUUUCAGGAGAAAAAGGAGAGAUGUGAUUACCUGAAAAGCAAACUUGCUCACAUCAAGCACCGAAUUCAAGAGUAUGACAAGGUUAUGACAUGGAACGAUGGCUAUGGUUGAAAUAGUUCUUGAGCUGAACACAGUAGUCUGUGCAGUAGUCCUUUAUUUUCAUUUCUGUCUGGAACAUCUCAUUAUACUGUGUGUGCAGCUACAAACAUGUCAGAUGAUGUGCAUCAAAGACUUUAGAGAAGAGAAGCAUGACCAAUAAUUUUACAAAUUUAUCCCAAUAUGCACAAGAUUGGGGUACUGACUGAAGAAUGGAAAAGUUCCCUUUUCAAUCUUGUAAUGGCAUAUUGAUCGUGCUGCCUAUUUUUAUGUUAAUUUAAUGCUGUGGUUGAUUAUGUUCAACUUAUGCACUUGCUACUGUUCAUUUUUAAAACCACUUUUAAAACUGUGAUUUUCCAUCAUGUAUUUCAUUGCUUCAUCCCAGAAAUGUAUCAUGCUUAGGUUAGCAAUGAGAACUAAGCUGCACUUUGAUUAAAACUGUAAGAUUUGACAUUUGUCCUCAUAUUUACAGCUGUCUCAUUUUUAUAUGGUAUGUAGACAGAGUGAAUAUUUAAAAAUGGCCCUCCCCAAAUUCUUGUUUAAAAAAAAUCUGCUAAGCAAACAGUGUUAUAUGUUUCCUCAUGUGUUUUGUGAAUUAAAUAAAUCAUACUUGGGCAUUUG